Xyrichtys novacula (pearly razorfish) is the source of this 32909-nucleotide messenger RNA. The record is from the annotation of a GenBank genome assembly. NCBI's taxonomy places the organism in Eukaryota, Metazoa, Chordata, Actinopteri, Labriformes, Labridae.
UAACGCGGACAUGGGUGUUUCUCCAGACAUGCAUUUCCACGCAUUUCUGUUCCUGGUUCUACUAUUCCGACAGUGAUCGCCACAGCCACACUGGCAUAUUUGGCUUUUUCACACCUCCCUGGUAACUUUGCGUGUGGCGACGGACAGCACUUUUUUGUGUGUGUGGAUUAUUUGCAGGAAUGGUUCACUGGAGCGUACCGCGUCCUGCUGCUUUGAGGAAACAACUUCACACAGCCGUGGCUUUCACGUUAACUCUUCACUAUUAACGCAAAAGGAGAGAAUGAACAACCACAAGGGCGGCGGGAUGGCAUCGAAAGAGAGGCUGUAUGAGCUGUGGAUGUUGUAUUACACGAAGGUGAGUGUGAGUGCGGAAGAAGAGCUGACGGUGACACCUGUUGUUGCAGCAGGUCCUGAGCUUGAAGUUACAAAAUAAGCCGAUAACCACAUCUUGGAGAGGUUAACGUGGUCUGUGCGACAGCUUCUGUUGGUUUUAGAAACAGUCAAACAAGGAAGUCGGUUCUGUUUCUGCCUCUGCGUGUUUGUGUGUGCACGAGCUGUGUAUUUACCUUUUGGCUGAGGGGACUCUGCGCGUGCUAGAGCAGAAAACCACGUCCUAUCAAUGUGAAAGUGUCACUUAUAAUUCAAGUUUUAGUCACUAAAUGUAGUUGGUCAUAAUAGUGUUUGAAGCAUGUUAACCCACUUAAUGUGCUUGACUGUACCUGCGAUACAGGUGCUGCUGAGGCUACUUCCUGUUCCUGUUCCUCCCUGUCUCUUGUCCUCAUUUCACAAGCCAAAUUCAAACCACAGUAGAGUUGACACAAGGCUGUUAGAGUCUUUCAUUUUCAAGAGAGAAGCCUUUUCUCACCAUCUUGAACUUGUUAUUCUGCUUCUGUACAGCUCUUCAUAGCCUAAAAGUUUAGUUUGAAUAAUAAAUAAGACAAAUGUUUACACAGUCAACUUAUAUUUCAAUCCGUCUAUCAAUUGUUCGAUGUUGAGCAAUAACUAUAAAGGUUAUGUGGUGUUAAUAGUCCAACACACUAAGCACAAAUGGUUAUUGCACAACCUUUCAUGUAAUGUCUCCUCUUGAGGAUAGGAAAGGACGUCUGUGAAUAAAUUAAGUAUUACUAUUUCAUGUCUAUGCAAUCUGCUUCCAUGCCCCAGGACAGAAAAAAACAAGAUGUGACUUCUUUCCAAGCGUGCAUGCGCUGUGUGUGCUCACUGAGAGGCAUGAAGGCGCCCUUCUGAGGAUGACAGAGCUUGUUGAUCAGGAUAAGGUUAUUAGGACAUAUUUCAUCACAAAUCUCUAUUGAGUCUUGUUUGAAUUAAGGACUGGACUUAAUCCUUUUUGGGAAACUUUCCAAAAGCUUUGAAUAGGAAGAAAGGGAAUUUAAAAACAACCUGCGUAAGUGAACAAUACGUGUAUCACAUCUUAAAGUAUUCACUAUGAAAAUGGUUUUUGUGGUGAAUGAAUUGACUUUCUAAUCAACCCUGUUAUUUGUCCUCUGAGCUGCUGCUGAAUGUCAGGUUUGCCUAAUCUUCCUUAUGAUGCCAAAGUAAAAUAAGUUGUAUCCACUGCUAAAAGGAGUCACUGGUAUGUGUGUGUGUGUGUGGGUGUGUGUGCACUCCUUGAAUCUGACUGUGACAGCUGUCCAGCAUCCCCAUGCAUGAUGAGACCACUUCCUUAUUGAUCCGCCCCCUGGCUUGCUGUUCCUUUCCUCUAGUUGCCCUCCAAUCCCAAGCAACAAACUUUACAUCUUGAUAUAUUUCUCAGCAAAGACCAUCCAGAGAUUUCCAAGUUUUUCUUGGAAACCGAAUUUGUGUGUGUGAUCAAAUAACCCGCCUAUAGUCUCGUUGAGGGAUUGCUGAGGAAUUGAGCCUUGUAUUAGACGUAACCACCUUAUGUGACUCAGAGGAUUGCAAUAGGCUGCAGAAAGGCAGAAGAACCGCUUCAGAGAACAAUAACCUGCCUCUCCUCUACACACCAACAUGCCACUGUGUGCACUGUUUUUGUUGCUGCCUGUUAGUCAAGUUGACACAGACAAUAACCUCUUUCCGACUGCUCACGUCCUAUCUUGGAUUCACAGGUUUUCUGACCUGUCAUGCACUAGGUUUUUGCAUUCUGAAAGAGUCAAACAGGACCAAAGACCUGAGCUUUGUUUAAUAGGCUUUCUGUUAGUCUUUGUAAACAAGACUUUACUUACUUGUGGCAAGGGCCUGACUCCUUCUGUUUGACUCACAACUAACACACCCAGGCAGCUGCCUGCCUGUAAAUAUUUAAGUCUUGAGUGAGUGUCUCUUCUGAUCAGUUUAUCAGCAGUUGUUCAGACUUUUCAAGGUUCUUCUACCUCUUUAUGUCAGAGAAACCCGGCAGUGUCAGCGCACAACCGCAAAAGUAUUUAUCAAAAUGUAUAUGGGAGUUCAAAGUAUACCAUAAUAUAGUCAUGAAGUAUCCAAACAAAUAAAUCUAACAUGUUUUCAGUACAUCAAAUACCUCAGCCAUCAUUCUUGCAGUAAGAAAACCAAACUUGUACAGGCUUGUCUGUGAUAAAGGAGCUCAGCUUCCUCCAAUUGUGCAAGAAAUCACACGCCCCGUGCAAGAUUUGGAGAUCAGCUGAGGGCUCAGGACUGCUGUGUGAUGUUGAAAAGCCAUUGUCAUACAGAAAUGAGACAUUUACUGUGCAAACGAUUAAACAAACAAGCAGGCAAAGAACAAUAAAGACAGGCUGGGGAGUAGGUUAUUUGUAGUAGUCAAGACCACAGCAUAGGUAUUCAUUAUAACAGAUAUAUGUGUUUGUUCAUCACAUAAUCUAUAAGCAACUGUGUUUGAAUGAUAGUCAUGUGAUGUUUGUUCAGUAAUUGCCCUUUUUAGAAGUUUAGAGCAUGUUAAACCAAGUGUUGCUCCGUGCAAACUGAACUCAACAAAAACAAGCCUUUCUCUUUAUCUGCUGUAGUUAAAAUCUCUCCCUCUGCCUCCAUAUCUCACAUCUGAGAAAGUUCUUUAGACCAUCGUGAACCGCUCAGGACUGACAGAUAUGGACACACACACACAGAAGGGUCUGAUACAAUCACUGUAAGGGUAACAUGUCCUCUCUCUCAUCUCAUCUUUUCUGUCAUUUUUUGAUGUGCUUGUUCUUUUCCCCAAAGUCAUAAUACAGAAACACAGUUGGACUCCACUUUGAGAGUUUCAUCGGUUUUCUUAGGCUUUAUUUUCUUUGUGUGCGUGGAACUUUGGCUUUUCUGUGUGUGUUUACUGAGAUGAUAAAUGAAGCAAUUAUUGAUAAUUAAAAGUUAAUAAAAAAAUACUUGGACCACUUUAACGGCAAGUGUUGACAGUUAGUCACCACAAUGUAAAGUCUGCAUAGUCAUAAAGCAAUUACUGAAAUACCCAUUCUUAUUCUUUGUUCAGUGAUGCAUUGCAGGCAAAAAGUCUGACACAAACCAAGCAAAAACAAGAGGCAGUGAAUCCAUUGUUUGAUGAGUUUUUCACUUUCAAUUCAACUGAAUUUAAAUUAAACAAGUCAUGGAUUGUUUUUCUCUCCACCGUGCUUACUUUUCAAUCCAGCUAUCAAAGUUUGUGCAAAAAUGCAUCAAUGCAAAACAUGUUCAGUCAUUUUUUAGUCAAAUUUCUAGACUUGGCGUCUUGUAUUUAUUUGUGUAAUGUUGCCUUGAUAGGUUUUUUUGUGAAAUAGAAAAAACAAGCUAUUUUAAGACGUCAACAAAGAUGAUUUUUGCGAUUUUUAAGUGAGAAUGAAAAAACCACAGUGACAGAACAAAAAAGCUUCAGUCUGCACUGAACAUUUGUGGUCAAGACAGUGUUGAAUGUGCUGUGAAACAAAUCUUUUAGACACCAUAAGUCAGCAUGAAAGUAAAAAAAAGGCAGAGGCAUCUUUCCUUGCUGUUUUAUCACAGUGUGUAUACAGAGAUCUAUCAGGCUGGCAGGGAAACAGACUGUGAUUAUCCUGUGAUCAUUAGCUUGAGAGACUGUUGGAGCGACUAAUUAAAGCCUGCAGAGGAAGAAAUGGACCAAAGUGACAACCCCACUGCCACCCGUCCACACAGCUGUGAAACCACCUCUCCUGUAUGCUCUGAAGACAGAACAAGCCAAUUCAGCUCCUUUUGUCCUCGUGCCAUCAAUCAUCGUUGUUUAUGUGUCUCAUUUACUGAUUAAGCUAUGAUUCAUGUGAUUCACGAUCUGCAUCGAGGGAUGUAACCAAAACAACAACAUCAUCAUCAUCAUCUCUGCAUCACUGUGACUCUCCUAUGAGCACUGUGAUUGAAUUCCCUGGUGCGCCUCCAUCUCCCCUGUUUACCAACAGAAAGGGCCAACCAGGAAAAAUCAAAGUGCUCUUUGCUUUCACUUGUGCAGAAAGCCGCAGCAAAGCAGAAUGCCAAGCAGCAUAGAGAGGCACAGCUGCCUGGCCAUGUGCAGAGAGGACAGAGAUAAAUGACAGAGUUUAGACUAAUCGGUAUUUUGUGCUCGGUUUGUGACAUCUGUCCUAAUCUGGUGUCAUCAGAUCUGUAGAUUAUCCUUUUGAAGAAACCCUCAGAGCAAAAUUUUGUUUUAAGAGUGAGUGACAGCUGUGCAAAUUACAGUUUUAGGAAAUGCUUCUGCUGCAUAUUCAACUUCACCAGGUGUCUGAACAAUUUUCUGCAUUUACACUAAACACUUCCUCCUAGUUUUACUUCUCAUUCUUCAACAAGAUUCACUUCCUAUCUGGGAUCUCUCUUUUUUUAUUAGACACUAAUAACUCAAGCCAGUGCAGUUUUAGGGGUACGUAGACACACCAGGCAACAACAGGGAACAGAAAAUUACACCUCCCUUUCUCAUACAAACAAACAAUGAAGCAGUCGUGUUUUAUGCUUCGUUAUAACACAAAGGGCUGUUAUUGAUUUCACAUUGCAUCACGUAAUUAACCCCUAUUUGUGCAUAUCCUUGUACAUUGUGAGCUCUGCAGACAGAAUCAGUGAUGCAACCAUGCAGGGCCUCAUCGUAUAGCCCGAGGUAAUGAAGAGUCAUUCUAAAAACUGAUUGCUGUUUUGUAAUGUAAGGGAGGUUCCAGUAAUUCAACCACAGGAUUCUUUAUUGGACAGCCUGACUGAGCUUAAGGGUGUUGCAAGUACUUUUUGUAUCGUCACUGCUGAUACAAGUAUUUGAUUGUCAAAAAAUAGCAUGUUGGCGGUCCUUAGCUCUAUGUCUAUGCAAGUUUCGAGAUUUUAUGCUCUCAUUUUGAUGUCAAAAAUUGUUAGGGUUGUUGUAGUUCGGGUGAUUAAGUUAUUUCUCUCACAUCAUGGUUGUGUUGCAUUUUCUCUUGUUUUGUCCUCUGUGGGAAGUUUUAAUAGAGGCCUCUUUCAUUUAUGCUCACAACCAAAAGAGGAAAGGGUUUGACGAGGACGCCAAGGAAAGGAAAUAAGCUUCGGUUAAACUGACAUGUCAUUUCCUGGUAGCUUGUUUGGCGUUGGAAGACAAAGGAGGAGUGAGUCAGAGACUGAUGUGCAGCUUCUGAGCUGCUUGCUGGGGUACAACACUGACGGCUCAUCUGAGACCAGGUUCACUGGAACCUGGUACCCUGCUCAGCUGCGUACAAUGAGAGAUGGACUGGCUCACAAGUCAAUGCCAGUUGGUAAUGUACAUUUAACAUUGAUAAAACAUGAGAGGAAACAUGGAUAUACUAUGUUUUUACUGCUGAUACUACUCUUUCUAUCAAUUACUGCUGUAGAUUUUCAUUUCUAUGAAUGGAGGAACUGUUACAAUUAGAUUCACAUUAGGCAGGCAUUAAACUGGAGCGUGAAGUUCCUGUUUGCAUGUUGGAGAUCUGUGCUUGUGGUGUUUGUCACUCUGCUGCUUUCAAAGUAGGCUGCAUCAGCUGUAUCACGAUGUAUGUUGCUCAUUUGCUUGUGGGUUAAGGGGAAGUGCUAGGUUGAUCGUUGUACCAUGUGCUGUUAAAGAUGUUAUUUGUGUAUAGUGACUCAGCCAGUACGAAACGUCUCAUGUUGUCCCUAGAACUGUCUGCUUUUAUCAAAGCUGUGUGAAACAGGAAAAGUCAGAGAUAAUGCCUUUUUGCAUAUCAAGCAAAUGAAAAUCUACAAGUCCUUCCAUCAUACAGAAGAAAAAGGAGCAUUUUUCAAUGUUGUGCGUUUGAUAACACCGCUUGUCUCAAUCUUCAGGGGGCUGGGGGGAUAUUUUUAACAUGUGAACCACUUUGUGCUGCAAUUCCUCUUGUAUGAAAAGUGCUCUACUAAUAAAGUUUGAAGGUGAAGUUAAAGGAAUGGUUGUGGACGAUGGUGUGUUUCUCUAGUGAUCUGCAGUUUUCAAUUGUUGUUAUUUAGUCAAAGUAAGAUAGAGAGUGAUGUGAAGGGGAAGAGUGGCAGGAUAUGUUGUGCUGCAAAAACUGAUCACAGCUGUGAUAAUGGAUGUUGUAUGUAAACAUCCGUGUACAAUUGAAACUGUCUCAAAAGGUUACAAAGCACACACUGAUCCGAGACUCUUUUGUGCGUAAAAGGUUGUUUUGAAUGCUGCAUCUUGGAACUUUUUUGACGUAUUUUGAACUUCUGCCUGAAAUGAGUGUUAAAGGACGAUGUGAUUUGAACCUCCUUUUUGUGUAAAAGGAAAGAAUUGGCUCAUGUGUUCCUCUCUGUGUGUUACAUCUCUCUGCAACAUCCUGUUUCAAAAACAGGUCAUAUGGUUUAGUCAUAGUCGUGUUUUUCAGCCACAAUGUGCUACAGUUAAAUGCUCAACUUUGUUUUUGAUUGUUUAGCAAACAGGCGUGCUCCAUUGGAUACAUGUUUUUAACUUACACUAUGGGCUCACAUUCGGUGUCCUCCCUUCUGCAGAAAGAUGUGGGCUAUCUGCAGCAGUGGCUGGAGGCAUUUGUGGCAUCCUUUGAGAAGCUCAUUGAUGUGCAGUCGCUGGAGCCUCGGAGGUUAGUAGUAACAGUUAUUCAUUUUACUAAAACCACACAGCCAGAAGCUCCCACCAGGCUGAAUUCCCCAAAGCAGGAUGACCUUUGACCUCCUGUAGAGAUACCAUUUUGGCAUGUUUAUGUUAUGUGUAAACACAGCCCCUAUAAUAAUGUCUUUUGCUGUUCAACUACUGCCUUCUAUCCCCUCUCCUCCUCCUCCUCCUCCACCUCCUCCUCCUCCUCUAACCACCCAGGCAUGAGGAGUGCAGCUCCGAGGUGCCCCUGCUCCCCAGGGAGGUCUUGCUGUUCCUUAGCACCCAGCUAUGGCACAGUGCGGUGCACCUCACCGCCAGCACCGAGCAAAAUAGUAGCAUUCCUCAUCCUUUGCUACUCAUCAAGUUCUUCAUCAUUGUGUGCAGGUGAGGCCACACAGAUGUGAUAACACAACAUAUAGUUAUACUAAAUCAUGCAGUAAUACUGCUUUGAGUAUCAUAUUGUAAUCAGGCAAUAAUCACUGACAGAACACAUUGUUAUUUCUAUCAUCAAAAUGUUGUCAUAUUAUGUGUAAGAUGUUACAUAAGGAAAAGGAGAACUGCAAAUUUUCCAACGAAUGCAACGCAGAUUGUGCAAAGAGCCUGAGAGUAGUUGUCAGGAUGUGGCCCCUUAGAGUCGGUACAUUCAGUGUCUUUUUUUUAACUGUAGGAUAAAUAAAUUAAUAAAAUAAUUAAUAAUAUAAAUUACAUUUUUUCCCUCUUCUCUUAUAGGAACAUGGAGAACAUUGACCCAGACAAGACUCCUGGUUUUGUUUUCGAAACCAUCAAGCUCUUGAAUUUCUGUUUGGACCAGGUAAAGCCAGCAUAAACUAAAGCUAAUAAGAGGACACAGAUCCUGUUAUUUAUGUCCGGAUUUGGCUCCACAGCCUGCCCAGUAAAUCAUGCACACAAGGAUUAUUAAGUGCCAUUUCAGCCAAGCUAUACUGGAAUGUAAUAGACAUUAGAGGAACAGUGAACCGAUGCAGAGUGAAUUUUGUUUACAGUAUUUGUCAUCCUCAUGCAGAGAGACUAUGUUGACAGUAAAAAUUGAAGUGCUUGUGUAGUUUUUCUUCUUUUCAUUUAACAACAAUAUUUUGUUUUGGAUACAUAUGAAGAUGAGUUCUAGGUGUAUAAUGUGUGUUAAACCACUGUUUUGUGUCUUGACAGCUAAAAAAGGGACAAGGGGAGCAGUCAUCUCUGCAGCUGGUUGUGCAGUACGGACUUGUGCUGUGUGAGAGUCUGUUUGACCCUUAUCAGACGUGGAGGAGAUGCCUGGCAGGGUGAGUGUGUGCUGCUUGACCCUGCAGAUUACUUGUGUGAAUAUGUAGGAGGUGGAAUCCAGCCUCAUAGACUGACAGACCGUCUCAUGCAUUUAACAUCUUGCCCAACCUUUUGGCCUUGUGUGUUCUCAGAGAGGAGGUGAGCUUGCUGGAGAGGAACAAGUAUAAGUUCUCCCCACUGGCCCUGCCAGAGGAGCUGUCUGCUCUCUUCCAUGGUAAGACACUCCCUUCAUCACCCUGACAUACCACCCUCACAUACCACAAGAAUCAAACUGUUCCCACCACUGUCCAAACACAGCUUAGGUUGGUCGUGUUUGACCUGAAAAAUGUUGACCUUUAGAUUUCUCCAAACUACCUUUUAAAUCAUUCUUUGUUUUUGUUUCUGGGUCAGUGAGACGGAUAUUUAGGUUUUUAUAACUUAGUUUUAAAUUAUAAAUGUAACAUUGCUUAAGCCGAGGUAUUUCAAAUAUCAGGAGCCUUUGUGAUCAGUCAUAAUUAUUCUGUUAACAAAUGGGGCAAUCGCACUUUUGGCAAGUUUCUGUAUGUCCUAAUUUUGGGGGAUUAUUCUUUCAUACGAGCUUUAUUUGUUAAGAGCCGAUUUUGAAAUACUUUGCUGAUUAGGAUUGAUCUGUUUUUUUCUUAUUCAUGAAAUACUGAACAACCAAGGAGGAAUAUUUGGAUAAAAUAUUAUACUUUUUUGUUGCUACUCUAUUAAUUUUUAUUUUUGUUCCCUCUUGAUCUUUAUUAGAUUAAAAUGGCAGGGGUAGGAUUCAGUCCCAACAGACAAGGAACAAAACAAAACUACACGUUAUUAAGAUGCUAUUUUGCAAGCUUUGUUUUAACUUUUCUGUAUUUUUACAAAAGGAUAGCUUCUAAAAGAUAACAUUACCUCUUUACUUGAUUACUCAUUCACAGACAGUCUUCAGGAAAGCGAGCAGAUCCCAGAGCUCCUCACCCUGCGACUGGUUCACCUCCAGGGUGCUGUCAUCAGUGGAGCAAAGGUCGACUUCUUUAUCAGCCCUCUCCAUCAGUAAUUAUUCCACUGUCUGUGAAAAACAAAUACAUGACAAGUACUAAUUGAAACUGACAACAGGGGAAUCUCUUUGUUUUCACUUUCAGAAGAACGGCCUUCUCUCCAUCAGUCCUCGGUCUGUUGAGGAUCUGUUCUCUGUCCUGCGAGCUUGGUGCUGCCGGUCUUCUACAGAACCGAAAGAUCCACGGCUCCCACGGCUGACCCUGCAGUGCUUGACUGCAAUGAUCCACCUCUUGCACUCCAGCAGUCCUGCUGAGCGACAGGUGGAGAUCAGGACAGUACUGGAGAGCUUCUUCCAGCUCCUCAACUGGAAUCGUCCACCAAGCAGUGAAGAGCAAGACAGGCAGAGCUGGGAGGACAGCUUGAUCUCCCUGCAGAGCCAGAUGUUAAGUAAGAAAACUGAAUAAGUCUUAAGUUUUUAUUCUGCGGUUGUGACAAUGAUGCGAUGACUUAAAAUCUCUACUUUAAAUUUUAGCUGCUGUUCCUGAGAUCCUACAGUGCCCUGACAGACCAGUACUGCAAGCAAUCUUCCUCAACAACAACUGUUUCGAACACAUCCUCAGGCUCGUACAGAACAGCAAGGUCAGAGCUCAGUCCAUUCAAACAUGUCUCCCUGCUCUGUCCUUCAGUCAAUCUGCCUGUCUGUCACCUUUAUGAAAAGCUAUAUCUAUUUCCCUUUUUUUGCCCAAUGUCAUGACUGUAGUCUAUCCUCUUUCUGUUAGGUAAACAUUAAAUGUCAACAGAUAUACAUUUUUAAUUUGCUUCAUAAGGCUACAACAACAUUUGAUUUAAGCUGCAGCUCCAAAGACAACGGCCUGUCUCAGUUUGACAACAUUUACACAGCGGCUGUUUUCCUUUGAGGUCAGGCUCAGAGUGGGAAACUUAAAUGCUAUAGUGUUGUAAGACCAUGCCAGUUUGGAAGUGCAACAUAAAAAAAACUAUUAUCAGUUUAACUCUCCUUAAAUAUUAAGCAAAUUUAAAGAUAGUAACAUUUCUCAACGAUUAGCUUUCGAUUACAUAAACUAAACAAUAUGUUCUAUUGUUAGAAUUUGAUCUUAGAAAGGAUGUUAAACUUUCAUACUGUAUGUCAACCUCCUAAAAAAGGAGGAAAGUACCUUGUUUUUAAUUAAAGCAGGCUGGAUUCCCCCACUCACCCCUGUUUUUUUUUCAGUUUGUUGUCUUCUUAAGUGAGGGCUGAUGUUAUUUCUCUUUGUUGUAACCAUCAAGACACGAAAUUUACGGAAAGUAACAUAUGUGCGAACAUGGUCAAUUACCUCCAACAGCUGACUUUUUUGUCUAAUUGUCUGUUUUUGUGUUGUGUGUGCCUGCAUGCAUACGCCCCUGCAGCUCUUUCAGAGCAAAAGGUGUAGGCCAGAGCAUGAGGUUGUGAGUGACCUCACUACAUGUUUACUCACAGAGGUCGAAGUGGACCAGGUACUUCCCCCUUGCUUGGUGUGUAAAAAAAUGGUCUGUCAGCAGGAAACUCAGCCUUUUAUACACCUGUUAGCUUUUCUGAGCUGUUUGAACAGGAAGUUCCUAGACAGGAUGUCUCGCUGUAAAUAAAGCAGGUUACACGAAGAAGGUUGUCAGCUACAACUGAUAUUUCUCUAAAACUCCUCUGUCACGUCUUGGAUCAGGUUACUCACAGCCAGUUUUUAUGGCAUGUAUUCGUACAUAGUUGGAUGCAGUUUGAUUAAAGCCUGAACCCACUUUAUAAAAGGUUGAGCUGACCUUUAUUUGUCUGGUCGUGGUAUUUCACAUCAAUCGUCAUUAAAGGCUGAAUUUCCUGUUGACAACACUGGGCGAGAAGAGUAUGUUGUUGUUUUUUUUUGCAAUGCAUGAAACUUGUGUCGUUCAUUGCAUGUCAUGCUUCUCUUCCUCAAAUUUGGCUGCUGUAUUAUGUGACUGGUCAUGCUUGUAUGAAAAACCUGUCUUGGGACCUGGCCUGACCUUGGGUUUUGAUAUGGCCUAAUUUCCAGCAUUAGUUGGGGGUUUCCUCAUUCUUGUUUUUUUGGUGGAAGGCUUUGGUUUUUGCAUGCUGGGACCUAUCAGUAAUAAACAAAGGAGGGAUUGUUUGGUGAUUGGUACAGCAGUUCACUUACUUUGACCCACUCUGCUCCAAUAAUUUGUGGUUUGUGAAAAAUGUGGUGUGCUUCUUUCUUCUGCACUUUUCAGAUAAUCGGUACAAAACUCUCCUGUUUGGUCAUGUGUGGCUGAAAUUUGCACCUUUUUUUUGGAUGUCACCUUAUAACCAUGCACAAUUUUAGGUCUGUUUUGCUAUAAUAAGCGUUACUAAUUUUUGGUCAUAGGUUUUGGAGAGAGGGCCAGACAGUAUUACAGUCCAUGCCUUGGGUGUCCUCACAGCUAUAAUGAGUAACUCACCUGCCGCUAAGGUAAGGCCUAAUGUGAUCUUUAAUGGUCGUAUAUUUGUCAUACUCCUGUUUCUGCCUAAUGAGAAAAGCUGUUUUCCAGUUGAUGGAGACGUCUCAUUGUAUUCCCUUUUAAUGCAUAGAAGUGUGCCAACUAGAAAUCCCAACGGAGCAGCUUUCUUCACUCUAUUUCUGUCUUUUUACUUCUCAGGAGGUUUUCAAAGAGAGGAUUGGUUACCCCCAGCUGUUUGAUGUGCUGAAGAGUCAAGGUCAACCCACUAAAAGGCUGCUGCAGGAGCUGAUGAACAUGGUGAAACUCAUAUUUCCUCAUUAUCCCCAAUGAGCUCAGAGAUUGAAGAAGCCAAUUUCCUCUUGUUAAUAACCUUAUUCCUGUUUUAAUUGCAUUGCCCGUAAACCUGAAGUUAUGGACCCUGUCUUUGCCUUAUCUCUGCUUUCUCUGUGUUUGUCUCCAGGCAGUGGAGGGCGAGCAUGCCCAUGCCCACCACCUCGGCAUUAGUAAUGACCAACCUCUGCUGCUGCUGUUGCAGUGGCUACCUGACCUGUCGGGUCAGAGGGACCUGCAGCUGUUGGUGGCUCAGUGGCUGGCUGCUGUCUGCGGUGGCUCUUUAUCCUGUCGCACUGUGGCUGUGGAGGCAGGCAUGGUGGGAGCUCUGCUGCAGGUGCUCUCACAGCCCCAGAGUCUGGACAGACAGUGUGCAGACGCCUUGCUUGGCCUACUGCGGGACCUGGGCUCUCUGUGUCUUAGGCCAGAGGAGCUGAAGAGCCUGCUCAGAAUGCUCAGGGUGGAUCAGGACAAUGGUGCUGUUGUAGGGAAAGUGCACCCAUACUGUGCUCCCGUUAUCCGAGUGCUUUCUGCCAUGGCUGCUAGAGAGGGUCAGGACAGUGCCUUGCAAUACUUUGACCUUACGCCCCCCAUGGCUGGCAUUAUGGUACCCACAGUCCAACGGUGGCCCGGCAGUGGGUUUGCCUUUCACGCCUGGCUCUGCCUCAACAAGGAGUUUCCCUCAGAAUUCUCAAACAACCGGAAACCGACUGCAAACUCCAGUAACGGGGCGCAGCAUGACAUGGGAAAAGGACCACGCAGAAAGCAGCUCUACAGGUAAAGAAUACACUGAAUGAAAAGCUUUUGUAAACAUGGCUGCAUUGUUCAUAUUGACACUAAAUAUUUUUUCUUUUGUAAAGCUUCUUCACAGCAAGUGGAACUGGUCUGGAAGCCUUUUUUACCAUGGAGGGUGUGCUUGUUGUUGCUGUUUGCACUAAGAAAGACUACAUGGCUGUGCCCUUGCCUGAGCGCCCACUGGCUGACUCUUGUUGGGUGAGUUUGGGCAUGUGUCGAGAAGCAAACAUUUUGGCUAACAUUUGCCCCAGUAAAAAUAGAUUCAAUCAAGGAGGAAAUCAUGAACCAUUGUGGGUAAAUUGUGUUGUCUGUGCUUGUGACACUGGAGAAUAACUUUUGGAGGAAAUUGAAGGUACCUCCCGAAAGAAAAGUAGGUUUGAGAUUUGGUGUGGUUGAAUUACAGCUGUGAUUUGUUGGAGAUAGCUUUUCUCCUCUUUGUCUGGGAAAAACAAGAUUGUACUAUGAACACUAAACUUCAAAGGGAAAUGUGGUUACAGUAUAUAAGAAGUAAAUUGUUCUUUAUCAUCAUCCCAAACACAGCAUUCAGUGGCCAUAGUCCACAUCCCAGGUCGUCGCCCAUUUGGUCAGAACCUUGUAACCAUCUACAUCGAUGGUGAGCAGUGCAAAACUGCUCAGCUCCGCUUUCCAUCUUUCAGCGAGGUAAGUGAAACUAGAAUCUAACGUUCUUUAGUUGUGAAGAUAUCAUAUUAUUACACUCCACUUCCUUAUUUUUAAUCGAACUUCCUCUAUUUCUCUCCUUCCCAAAGCCGUUUACUUCCUGCUGCAUCGGGUCCGCAGGCCACCGUACCACUACCACCACUACCUCCCCCAACCUGCCCACAUCCACCUCCACUGCAACAUCACCUGAAUUUUCAUUCCCUGCCCAUGCUCCCUCCCUCAGCCGUUCCCAGUCCUUCCCAGCUUCCUUUGCAGGAGGCCGCUGGGGCUCUCUGGGAGACUCUCCAGUGCACACCAUCCCAGCAGGACUGCAGGACACCGAGUGGGGAACACCCACGUCUCUAGAUGGGCUCCUGGGCACCGCCUUCAUCUGCCACGAGGCUCUGCAGCCGGCACAGACCAGAAGUCUGCAUGCUGCAGGUUGGUCAUGCUGUGCUGCAAUGCAAAUGUUGUUCAUGCCGUGUGUUUCUAAUUCUAGUAGAAAAGACAAUCGGUGAAAAGAAAACACUGAGGUUCUGUUUGCAUAUUCUCUGACCUACAUUGUUUUCUUCUCUUCAUCACAGGCCCCAAUCACGUGUCUUUGUUCAAAGCUGAUGGAGAGUUGUCUGAUCUAAACAGCAGACUUCUGCUCUACUACACUCCACAGGUGACCGAAUGAAACUCAAGACAAAGACUAAUAUUUGAUGACAAAGCUAUCAUAUUAAAGUCUUUAGCAUUACCACCAAAACAAUGCUUUCAAUACAUGUUUUCUUCAGGCCUUCAAGAGCCAGAUUUGUCUGGACUUGUCACCCAAUCACCAAUAUGAUGGCAGACUGACAGGACACAGGGUUGUCAACUGGGACAUUAAGGUUAGAUAUCACACACUGCAUGUGACUUGAAAUUACAGCGAGAUUGGACAUUUAUUCCAUGAUUUCAGUGCUUUAAACUGAUGCUGGCUGGUUCUGUUAUUCUCUUUUUUUGUCUAGUCCUUAUCUUGAGUUUAACUUGUGGUCAAAUAGGAUUUCUGUGAAAGAAUGCCAAAAGUUUGUAUGGAUGUAUUCUUUUAUUUUCCCUGCAGGAUGUCGUACAUGUGGUGGGGGGCAUUGGGGUUUUGCUGCCCCUGCUUCAGCAGGUGUGUGAGGCUGAGCAUGCUUACAAUGGUGGCCAGGAGAUCUCAGACCUGCUAGGACCCGAGCUCACCUCCCCCAGAGGCCGUGCCGCCAUGCUGCUGCCACUGAACAAGUCUGCAGGUCAGGUCAUGUUUAGUUCAGAUAUUUCCAUUAAUCAUUGUAGAUUCACUGAGUUGAAGUGGUGGUAGAAAUAGUUUGCAAAUUCAGCCUCAAAGUAUCAUGAGUACAUUUUCUCAUGCAUCUUAAAGUGUAACUGUGUUGAUGUUAGUUCCCUUUUUCAGUUUGUAUAAGUGCCAAAUUCCAAAACUGAUAUUCUUGUGAAGUUCAGACUUGUUUUGAAUCACAGUUAGUCAGAGCUUACUCAUGAUUCAUGAUGCAAGAAUAACCAGGAAGUGUAAAUCAGUCAUACAAACCGGCAAAUACUAAAAUAAACAGCAAAACAAAAACAGAGCAUAGAUUGUUACUAAAUUUCUAAUAGGGUAAAUGUCAGCAACAACAUAGGCUUACCUAGUCAUGAAUGCAGAAUUGUUGACCUCAGCACAAAUUCAGACAUAAACACUAUCAGUUGAUGGAACAGACAGUAACCACAAAAGGGAGAUGAACCUUGGCCUUGGAGUGAUCACGUCUCAUGAGACAUGAUUAUGUCAACAAAGUGCAACGUGUGUAAAAAUAAGAUAGAGUCAUACAGGAAUUCCUAAAAGUUACUUUCUCUAUUGCUCGUUCUCAGAGGGCAGAAUGGAGAGAAACAGCAUUGCCGCCUUCCUAUUGAUGGUAAAAAACCUGAUUCAUCAUCAUCCUGUCAAUCAAGAGGGCUUUCUGCACUGCCACGGGCCGAGCAUCAUGGGAGCUAUGCUCAGCAAAGUGAGUAACCCGCACAUCAGUUUGCUUCAGCAAGGAGGAACUUAUUAGCAUCUGAAAGUGUUGAGUUGACCUUUUCUUUUGUAUUAAUGCAGCGUAAUUGCUGUGUAAUGAAUAGGUAGGGUGUUUCUGAAACAGCAGUGUCUCUUUCAGAAUGACAGGAUCACAUGCUUGUGAGGGGGAAUUUAUGCAGAGUUAGCCAGACUGUGUGGUCUCUGCAGCCGGGGAACAUAUGAUUUCAGCGAUAAAACCUGUUGCUUGAAACGUUUUGUUGAACUUGAAAAACUAGAUUUAGGUCUGAACAAUUGUGGUGCACUUCUGUUCUUAGUGUAAUAUGUUACUAGCACUGCUGCUAAGUGAGUCUCAAGCCACCAAACAAGCCGUCUUGUUCGGUUUUUCCUGAUAGAUUAUUUCUCUUCUCUUUUUUUCAGAGUAGAUUUCAUUUGUAUAGUCACGCUGCUGCAACUCUUGAAGAUCAGAGCCAAUCUGGUGCCAUGUCUGUGCGGCAACCACAUGCUUUUUUGCUUUACAGGAUAUGUUGAAAUAAAUGAAAUGAAGGUGGAGCAUCCUGAAAGGAAGCUGUGUCUUAACAAUCACACAUGGGUUGCCAGGUCUGACAGUGGCAUAGACUGAGACAAGCAGAGUGUAAACUUCGACAAAAACACUUCAUCAGUCUAUUAGUGUUUCUUAAAGUAGAGUCUUUAUGUUAAUGGACACACACACACACACAUUAACACAAACCACUCAAACCCCUCUGUUCUCUUGGCUCCCUCUGCUGCAGGUUCCCGGCAGUAUGAUGGACAUGAAUGUUUUAAUGGCAUGUCAGCUGCUUCUGGAGCAGGUUUUCAGCGAGGGCAACAGUUUACUUCUACAGCAGCUAUACCAGCACCUGCUCUUUGAUUUCCGCAUCUGGACUAAAAGCCAUUUCGCCGUGUGUCUGGGUAAGGCAAAAGCAGAUUGUGAUGUUAAGUAAUGCACCUGUGAACCUUUUCAUGAGCACCGACAAAUGUUUGUGUCUCUUUUAUGUGUAUAUGCAGUUUAAAAGCGCUGUGGAGCAGAGACUGAAUACAUUAGAGCCUCCAGUUCAGGCUGUUACAGAGAUUAGGAGUUAUCCUGUGCCUGAAGCUGCACUUUUGUACCUUUUUUUUGUAAAUGAGUGCACUUCUUCAAUAGAAGCCUGCAUAUUGGUCUGACAUUUCUAAAUGUCAAACAAAAGGGAGAUGACAAAAGUGUUCUUUUCCUUCCGAAGCUCAUGUGCAGUACCUGACAUCUGUGAUAAACAAAGGAAAGCAGCGCCUGAAGAGGAAGUAUGGGGUUCAAUAUAUUCUGGAUACCAUUCGCACAUACUACAGGUGAGCCCCCGAGAUGCACAGUGUUGUUUGAAUUUCAAAAAAGAAAUAUGUAUAUGCAAAUUUGUUUUUUAGUCUUGAAAACAUCAUCAUAUGUUUAUAAGAGAACUAUUCAUUUAUUUAUCCACUGAUAUUUUUGUCCACAGUGUGGAGAAGGACGGCAGCUCUCUGUCUGAUGAAAAACAGACAAUCCAGACCUCUCUGUUUGUCUUGUUGAAAGAGCUCCUUAAGUCUCCUACACCAGAAGAGCUCCACAGCCUCCUCGCCUAUGUCCUGACUGCCAGGGAGGAGCAGCAGGUAUGUUUUAUCUGGUUUCUACAGCGACUUAUCAUUUGACCUUUUCAGAGUGAAAUUUUAUCUUCCAUCCCUGAAUUUUCUCCCCAGUGAUCAUCCACAUUCUCAUGUUUUGGCAUCUCUGUCCUUUCACUCUGUUUUGCGUUAUCCUUCCUGAUCCACGUUUCUUAAAACUUCUUCAUCCUACUCUCUUGUAGGUGGUGAGGGCCUUGGAUAUAUUGUAUGAUCUGCUGAGGAGCAGCCCUCCUCGUGAGCAGGUGCAGGCUGUGCUGCUUGAGUGGGGCGUGGAGCAGUUGUACUGCUUGCUCCUCACUCAGAGCUUUGGCGAUGAGGCCAGAGAGAGAGUCUUCAGGGUGAGAACAAACUUCUUCAUUUACAGCAAACUAUCAUGUAAUGCAGAACUCCAGUUCCAAAAAGGCUUGGAUGCUGCGUAAAAUGUUAAAGAAAAACAAAAUUUGGUGGCGUGCAAAACAUUUAAACCCCAUAUGAAAUUGAAGAAGUGCAAAGAAAACAAAUUAAAUGUUGAAACUGAAAUUUUUUAGCGUUUACGAAAAAGUUUGGCCCAUUUUAAAUUAGAUGACAGCAACACAUCCCUAAAAAACUGGCACAUUUUGUUUACAUCAGUCCCCACUCUUACCUGAUAAAGGACCCGGGCUGCUAAACAGUAGGGUCUCCUUUGUGGUAUAUUCAACUUAAUAAUGUUUUCGGCGGGUUGAAGGUGGGGACGGUAGACAGGUCAAGUUGGUUUAUGGUCCUCUAUUUGUUUUUAUUUUUCAACAUUGCACAACUUUUUAAUUGCCUUAUUGUCCCUGCCCUGCCUUUUCUGACAUGUGCUGCAGGGAUCAAAGUUCAGAUGAGUAAAUAUUUUCAUAAAACAAUCACAAUUUUAAAUUUUCUGAUUAGUUAUCAUACUACAAUUUGAAAUAAAUAUGAGGGUUUUUUGAUCAACAUUUUACUCAGCAUCCCAGGAUUUUUGAAAUUGAGGUAGGAUUAUUCAAAUAAAAAACUUACACUAUCUCUUUGAGUUCACAGGUUUUGUAUAAAAUCCUCAAAAGUGAGCGUGUCUCUGAACGGAACAAACAGCGCAUCAAGCUGAAGGAUUUUGGAUACCUCGGCCUGGUGUUUUUCCUUGAGAACAUCCCAGUGACUAUGACCACAGUACGGUGUCUGUAUGAGCAGGUCCUCGCUACAGGUAAUUCUCAAGCAAUCUUGUGCCCAUACCUCAGGGCUUUUUAGACUUAAAGAAAAACAAGAGACAUUUUUGAGUGUUGAAGCAGCUGGAAUUUUUUGUUCUUUCUCUUUAGAAUUAAAUAAAUUAUAUAAAUCAAGCAAAUUUAUCGACCACAUCACCUGCUAAAUCUGCAGUUGGGGUCUGAUUGUAUGUGAGAUUGUUUUCCUAUCGAUGUCCUGAGCUGAUAUAUUCUUAGAUGAGCUUUGUAAUUUAGCAUCGGUGAAUUGGUACAGUAUUACAGCGUUUGUACGGUGCUGAUUUGUUCCACGUAAAUUCAAAGUGGAUUCAAUCUUAAAAUCAACUGAACGUGCAUCAAAGUGAGAUUUGUUUGCUGGCAUGUAAAAAAAAAGUGUUACCACAGAGUAAGUUUCCUGUACUAAAUGAAUGACUCAUGACUUAUGUGAACUCUGCUGCAAAUGUAGAGCAGAUUUAUUGAAACUGGAAAUCAACAGCUGCUUUUAACCACCACUAAAACCUAAAUCACAUAGAAAUAUAAACAAAUUACAGAAAUUUGACAUAAACUCGGUGCUAAAGUUGCAAGUGGAAAGUGUUGCAAUGAAGUUUUCCACAGACUUAAAGUUAAUUUGCUGCUGCCUCACAGAUGCAAAUCCAAGCUUCAGAGACCUUCUGGCUGUGGUCUCUCUGUCACAUCAGGCAGAGCUCACUGUCCGUCUGGAUGUCUGUCGUAAGGUCAGUCUGCUUAUACAUAGAAUUUGAAUUGUCAUCUGAAUCGUGUUUAUUUCUCAGUCAUAAAAAAAACAAGCUCUUCUCCUGUUUACUUCUCUCCAGCUCUUUCAUCUGAUCUACUCCAAUGAGGAAUACGUGAAGCAGCUCGCUCGGCAGCCCGGCUGGCAGGAUGUUCUCACCAAACUCUAUGUCAAAGAGUCGUAUGAGUACUGUCCUACCAUGAUUACGGACUCCGGCAACGACAGCUCCUUUGACCCAAACUUCCGGCCGCCGCUACGCAGGGAGCAGUCUCUGGUCAUAGAGGACGCAAACACCAACCUUUUUCUGAACUACCGCACCUCUCAGGACAUUGAAGACGAGGAUGAGGAGGAUGAGAGCGGUCGGCGGGACAUAUCUGAGGGAUUCUCCGAUUUAUCCCAGUCACCUCCAAGCGGAGGCGGAGGCACGCUAAAAAACUUCACCGGCUCACUUCAUUCUAAAUCCUUUGAUUCUGUGGAACAAGGGAGCCACUCAUCUUCAAUCUCCAAUGCGGUUGAUAUCACUUCAUCUCGUCCUGAUGAGGAAGGGAGGGACUAUCAGCCCCUCUCUCCUUUCGGUACAUCACCCUUUGAUUUGGAGCUAGGAGGAAUGGGGGAGACUGGACCACACACUCCUGCAGGUAGUCUGACAAACACACCAUCUCCUCUGGAGCACUGCAAACCUUUUCCACCACUCAGACCAAGGAAGAGCUCCAGUCUGUCCAACGUACUGGAUGAUACCAGCUAUGGGACAGAUCCACCCACUGGGGAUACAAUCUCCAACACAUCAAACCCACAGGUACCAGUCCUCCUGCUCAGAUUUUACCAGGAAAACUCUCAUUAAAAGUCUUUUUUUUAUGAGAGUAGUUGGCUUUGGUGCUGAGUUUGGUUUGUGUUUUAGCAGACCCCUGAGGAGGAGCUGUGCAACCUGCUGACCAACAUAAUCUUCUCUGUGCUGUGGAAUCGCAGCGGGGUGGAGGGGACAGAGGAUGUGGUGUGGAGAGAGAGAGGACAGGUUUUUUCUGUUCUCACCAAACUUGGUUCCUCCUCCCAACUGGUCCGUCCACCUGACGAAAUCAAACGCAGGUCAGGAACAAAGAUUUGAAAUGAAGCGAAGCUGUCCCACACAAAGCAACAAUAACAACAACACUGAAUCACACCUGUUUUGUCUUUUCUCUCAGUGUCUAUCAUUUCACACCAGGGGUGAUAUAUAUUAAAAUGCUGUUCUUUCACUCCAGCCUCUUAGAGAUGAUGCUGGAGUCAUCUCUAUCAGACCUGAGGGAGGCUCAAGGAGCGUCUCUGCCUUUCUGUCCCAGCCUGGUUCGCCUCCUCAGGCUGCUGCAGGACUUCCUGUUUGCUGAGGGAACAAACAACCACAUGCUGUGGAGUGAAAAGGUAUAUGGUUUAUUCCACCCAAAGUUUCAUACUACAUUUUGGCUUCAAGUUACCCCAUUCAGUUAAAGAGCGUCAACUUAAAAAGAUUUGAUGAAAGGAGAUGAAAUGGUUUCUGGAUCUAUUCUUUGAGCAAAGAAAGAUGUCGACCAGAGAGUCGACAGGAACAUGUUUUAGUUUUGCCAGGAGUUGAAUUAUUAAAAUGACCAUACUCUCCUGCCUGUUAAAAAUGUUAGCUCGCUUAGUUAGCUUAGUUAGCAAAAAGAGCGUUGGGGGGAAGCUAAUUAGCAUGACGUUAUUAGUUGUUUUCUAGCCAUAGGUAAGCUCAAACAUAUCUUCGUGGAAUAACUAAACAAGAUACACAAUCUUAAUGAAUAUGAUUUGCUCUCUAUAAACCCCAGUGGGAUCUGAACAACUCCAGAAUUAAAUAAAGGCUCACUGCUCAGAGCAACAGCUCACACGUAACGUCCCGUCAUUUUUAUGUCCUGUUUUCAAACACCAGGUGCAACAAAGAGAAGAUUGUUUUCUUUGUUUCAUGUUGAAACAAGUUUUAUCACAGUUAGUAAAAAUAUUGUAAAAUGAGUUACACACAUGAUAGAUAUAAAUAUAUAUAUGUAGGAAUAACAUUUCAUGAUGCAGAUGCUAAGGUGGUUUGAGGUCAGUAUUAUGUUGAUAUUAAUGCUUUGGCUGAAGACAUUACACUAUUUGCAGCUAGGUGUGGUUGUUUUCAGUUGGCGUUCAGUAUCAGGGGAAAUAUUCCUGUCCUUUCUGACUGCAGGGUGGAGAGUCCUGCUUGGGUGUAGGUGACUUCUGAAUCACCUUUUAAAACGCAGGUUAAGCUGUAUUUAAUGUACUGAAUGGCUGUAGGUUGUUGUUGAUGCUUCAAGGUGUGGAAACAGGUCUAGCCUUUUCUCUUGAGCCUUUUGUUAACAGUUGAUGUUGCAUUGCAGAUCUUUGAGGGGGUGGUGAACCUGCUGGACAGGUUACAGGCUUGGCAUAGCACCCCUGGCAGCCCCGGGAACGUCGAACUGAAGGAAAUGGCACAGAUCGGCCUACGUAUCAUCACGGCUUACAUUCAUCAGCAUCACUCUCCGGUCAGCAACUGAACUUUUCCAUCACCCAGUCGAAUAUAUCAACCAAAACUGCCAAAUAUUUCCCCCAUUAUGAGUCUCUUAUAACCCAACACAUGUGUAGCUGAACUGAGAAUAAAUCUAAAGGAGUUCAUGUUAUUUAUUUCACAUGAUCAUCACAUAGAUAACACCAGCGUAAAAAAUACCAGUCCUUCUAUGGCUCUCUUUUCGUAGACGCUGCAGGCAUUCCUCCGAGGGAGUGUUUCUGUAUUAAAGGGCAGCUCCUCUCUGAAUUAUGACUGAAUCUAAAGCUGCUGUGGGAUUGUGGGAUAAAGAGCAGUCAUAAAUGAGCUGACCAUGAGAGCUUUCCAUCACAUCUCUGGUUCAGUCUCAAGUGGUACAGCUCCCCUUAAGCCAUUUGUAUUUCAAAUGUCAAGUCUGGAAUAAAUUAAACUCAAUUGCUCCUGACAUAGAAGCUUUGACUCACAUGGAAAUAGCCCAAUGCUACUGAAGAAGAGUGAUUAUUAAUUUUCAGAAGUGGAAUGUAGUUAUAACAUUCACCCGAGUGAUACUGUUACACACAUCUAUGAAGUACUCGCUCUUCAGUUUAUGCUGCUGCGUCCCUCUAGUCCAGUUUAUUUUAGACAGCGUUAUCAUUUAUCAUAUUCUUUUCAUCCACUACACCAAAACAGCUUUAUCUUGAUAUUCCAGUCAAACAUGCUGAUAGAAUAACACAAACAUGAGAAUGAAGCAAUCUAACCCUCAUGUAUGUUCCGGGUCAAAAAUUGCCCCAUCAAAGAGUUCACAGAGCAGCUUUCUGUCACAGAAGGUUCUCUUGACUAGUUAGGUCAUUUUGACCUCUGUCUAGGUGUGUCUGUGUGACUGUAUGUCUGUGUGCGUGUGUGUGUUUGUGUGUGUUUCUGUCAAGGUAAUGAUAGUUUCAUAAUGAUUUGAAUAUAUCUUUUUGAAAAACAAACCUUAUAAUGAACACUGUUGUUACUGUUUGUCACUUGUCCCACACUGCUAGAUCUAAAAUCCAUCUAAAUAUAGAUACGGGUCAAAUUUGACCCGUAACAGCCUUAGAGGGGAAAAAUUUGUAGCACAUAAACAAAAAUACACAUGAAUAUUUUUAAAUUAAUUUCUUGUAUUUUGGGCAACUUCAGGAAAAGUCAUCAAGUUUCAAGCUUAAAAAAUGAUGUUUAGGGUGUUUUUACUGCUGUUAAAAGUCAAAACAGGUCAAAUUUGACCCGAACAGUAUGUGAGGGUUAAAUGCUAUUAAAUAGGUCCAGUGUCAAUCCCCUGCAGGACUGGAAAAACUUAAUCACUUUAAAGUAUUUGUUGUUUUGUUCAGUAUAUUUCUUUAAGAGCUGUAUGUUGAGGCUGUUUGUAAAAAGGCCAAAUAAGUGAUUUCCCUGUUGCCCUACUUCAGGUGCGUGAAAUGGCCUACUUGAAGCUCCACAGUCUCCUACAAACAGUGCUGUGUCUAAGCUGGGAGGAGGUAUGCUUCCUGCUCGGGCAGCUCGGCUCCCCCCUGUGGCCAGGAGGUGGAAUUGACGGCAACAAUUGUGAAAAAGCAGAGUCUUUCACCCAGCUGGUCCCCAUUGUGCGCACGCUGCUGGACCAGCAUGCUGACCCCGUCGCCCUCCAGAACCUUCUACCAAACCUUCCCAUCACAAAUGGCAGCGCCACCUUCGCCCAGGACCUGAAGACUUACUGCCACACGCUGGAGUGGCAGGAGUUCUUCCAACAGCAGGUCAGUGUCCAGCUGACAUUGUGUAUUUAAAAAUAGGUUGAAUUUAUCGUAAGUUUAUGGAAUCUGGAGAAUCUCCUCUUCAGCGUUUGGUGAGACUAAACAAGUGAAAUAAAAUAAACCAUCCUCUCUUAGAUACAGCUGCUUGAGUCACAUUAGAUUGUACGCUUUGCAGCCUGUCUCCAAGUCUGAUCAGUUUAAAUCCUCGUGGGUGGCUAAGAAAUCGAAUCCAAAAUUUACGAGAUGCUGUUAGAGUAAAAAGGUAGAAAAAACUCAACCCCAAGAGUUUCUAAGCCGACCCUUGAAUGUGUUUUAAGUAGACAUGAGUGUAUCUUCCAACCUCAAGCUGACAUAUUUUAUGAACAGACACCAGACGAGCAAAACAUUCACUGAAAGAUGGUUUUAUCACGGCUGUGUAUGACAGUCCAUAAUCAUAAAUCUGUUUUGUUAAGAUUGUCUCUGUAUACAGAUCCUGUGAUGCAUUAGCCAGUAUGGUAUGAAUUUGGCUGCCAUGACGGUAAAGUCUGGGUGUGCAGUAUGCAGUUUAGGAUGUAUAAACUGUAUGUUUUAAAGGGAUGUUAAAGAUGUUCCCUCAAUGUGUGCUUUUAUACAACUGAAUGGCUUAAAUAUGUAACAGCCAGGCAAUAAAUUAAUGGAAAAUAACUGAAUAUUAAUUUAAACAUCGAAGUGUUUUAUUUUUGUAUAUAAAAAAGUCCUUUACCACUGGUUUGUUGUUAAUUGUACGAGGGUUUUUCUGUUCUCCUUCUCAAAAUGUGCAUCUAGGUUCAGCCCACCAUGGAGCUGUAUGAGCUGGACACAUUUGGAAGAAGCCAUGACAUCAUGUCCAACUUCUGGAACUCCUGCUUCGAUGACCUGAUGAGUACAGCUUUUAAACGGGACAAAGACAGAUCAGACAGCAAGAAUAAGUUUCAGGUUAUAAAGCUUUUUAGACUGAAUUCAGCAAACAUUUACGUGGAUUAUAUUCUGUGUUAGUGUUCUGCAUAGCUGAUCUGAUAUUUGUGUCUUUUUCUGUGGAAGCAGGAAGUGAUCGUGGACCCCUACCUGAAGCGGGUCAGAAGUGAGAACAGCAGGUACUCCAGUUGUCAGAAGCAGAUCUCCAGCCAGCAGGGGGUGGUGUGGCAGCACUGGAAAGCUCUCCGCAGACUCCUGACCAGUGAGAGGGGAGCGUGGGCCAUCAGGUAUGGCUACUUCAGGUUUUAUAUGACAAAUUCGAUAAUAUCACCCUUAGAACAAACAACAAUGAAAUAUCUUUUUCAAAGUUUAACAAACAGUAAGGUUUUGUCUGAAACUAUGCUGGAAUUUUGCUGAUCAUUGCCCAGACUGGUUUGGUUUUUCAUUUUUCUUUGCCAUAUUUUUCACAGAGUUCAGCCAGAGGUGAAACUGAAGCUGUCAGGCGCAGAAACUUAUUCAAAGAUGCGUCUCAAACUUGUGCCCAACUACAACUACGAUCCUCACAGUGAGGCUAGUGCCCAGAGGGACAACAUGGGUAUGUCACUUGGUAUAAAGAGGAUAUUGUAGCUCAUGCAAACCUCGUGCCUUUUAAGUAGCAGAACAAACAGAACAAUGGUUUUUGUUGUUUGUGUGAUUUUCAGGAGCUGACAGCCCCCGUAGCUCUGAGCCCCUCCAUGUGGCCGUUGCAAAAGAAGCCAAAGUCAGCGACAUGGAGGACGAUCAGCUUGGAGAAGAGGAUGUUGUCUUCUUGGAUGAUAAGUAAGUCCCCAGUUUCUGUAAUUUUAGUUCACAUGACACAAAGAAAAAUGUAACAUCAGGUGAACAAAGCAACGUUUUAAUGUGCAAAAUUUCACCAAACAGUCAUUAAAAUAAUUGGAAAUUCCUUGAAUAUUAUGUUAUUGUUGUGUUUGCUUGUAUAAGAUGUGCAAAUCGAGUAUACGGUUACAUUUUUCUCAUGCUUUCAGGGCGGAGGGAGAAGACGAGAGCCAAAAAGAAAAACUGGUCUUGUCUGAAGACUGUGAACUCAUAACUAUCGUGGCUGUAGUGCCAGGUCGUCUGGAGGUCACCACACAUCAUCUUUACUUCUACGAUGGCAGCAGUGAGAAAGAAGAGACUGAGGAAGGUAAGACAAGAUGCAACUGUGAACACGUCAUCUUUUACUUGGUUGAAAAAGUCCAUUCAGAAGCUGACUAUCUGUUUUUUUAGGAAUCGGGUUUGAUUUCAAGAGGCCUCUGACUCAGCUCAGAGAAGUCCACUUGAGGCGCUACAACCUGCGGCGAUCUGCUCUGGAGCUGUUCUUCAUAGACCAGGCUCAUUACUUCAUCAACUUCAAAAAGAAGGUGUCACUUAAGUCGAAAUAAAACUUCCACUGCUGCUUUGUAUAGUUAAAAAAAAUACUGAAAAACUCAUGUUUGCUCUAUCAGGUACGAAACAAAGUGUACUCGAGGAUCCUGGGGCUGCGGCCCCCAAACCUCUUCUACUUUGGCUCUCGCUCCCCACAAGAGCUGCUGAAGGCAUCUGGACUGACACAGGUUUUAUUCAGUUCCUCAUAAAGCUGAGUUAUAAUUGUGAAUUGUCCUUUUUUUAAGACUUACCUGAUCUAUUUGUGUCGUACAGAAAUGGGUUUACAGAGAAAUCUCAAAUUUUGAGUAUUUGAUGCAACUGAACACCAUCGCUGGACGAACCUACAAUGACCUGUCGCAGUAUCCUGUGGUAAGUGCUUUGCCUUGACAGUGUUUGUCACUCGUGUUUAAGAGCUGUUUUUGGUGAUGCACUUUUCAUGAGAGGAACUAUCAAAUUAAAGUUAUUUUCUGUGGUUCCUCUCAGUUCCCCUGGAUCUUAUGCGACUACACCUCCCCUAUUUUGGAUCUGGAGGACCCGUCAGUUUUCAGAGACCUGUCCAAACCCAUAGGUGUGGUCAACCCUCGACAUGCACAGAAUGUCAGAGAAAAGUAAGUCGUUACUUUAAUAGAAAUAAUAAUAAUUUUAUUUCAUAAAAAAGGAAAUACUACGAAGACCCCAGUGAUUAUCAGCCUGCUUCUCUUAUUAAUCAUGACCACAGAUUUUAGCAAAGGUUCUCAAAGAAGGCAUAUCUCACAUAAACCGUACUGGAUUUAUACCUAAUUAUCAUUUCGCAUGACUCUAUUGGCCCUUCAACUGCUCUGUCAUCGGAUGCUGCAAAAACCUUUAAGUGUUUGGAAUGAAGUUAUCUUUUCGAAGGAUUUUAAAAGGCUGGCUUUUAAAAAAAAAAAUGCAUUUCUUGGAUUAAGACACUCUUCAUGCAUGUGCAGGAGUUUAUAGUAUUUCUUAAUCUGAAGGAGUGAAACUGCUACUGUGAGGUCAAUUAUGUGUUAUGAUUUGAAAUUGUAUUAAUUGCACUAAUAUCAGCUAAAAAAAAACAAUCCUGAAGUCAUUCAAUCUGUGUUUUUGUUCCAUAGGUAUGAGAGCUUUGAGGACCCGACUGGCACCAUUGAUAAAUUCCACUAUGGCACACACUACUCGAAUGCAGCAGGAGUCAUGCACUACAUGAUCCGCAUGGAGCCCUUCACGACUCUGCAUAUUCAGCUGCAGAGUGGCAGGUGGGAACGCUGUCUGGUUUUAAUAUCUAAUCAAAUUCCCAGUUUUUCUGAAUGUGGUUUCACAUCAGCGCAUCCUGCGGUUGUUUAGGUUCGAUUGUGCGGACAGACAGUUCCACUCUGUGGCAGCUGCCUGGCAGGCCCGUAUGGAGAGUCCAGCUGAUGUCAAAGAGCUCAUCCCAGAGUUUUUCUAUCUCCCAGAGUUCCUGCAGAACAUGAACGGUGGGAUGUCAAAGAUUUUUGCCUCUAAGUCGCUGAAAUACCUCAAGUCUUGAAUCGGAAAAGCUCAUGUACGCCUUCCACCUCUGUUGUAGGCUUUGAUCUGGGGCACUUGCAGAUGUCUCAGGAGGCGGUGACAGAUGUUCUGCUGCCUCCCUGGGCCACAUCGAGAGAGGACUUUAUCAGGAAACACAGGAAAGCUCUGGUGAGUCCACAUACUCAGUCUUUUAAAUCAAGCUAUUUUUCACAGUGUUGAAACAGCUCUGUAAGAUAUUUAAAAAUCAUAUUCAACUCUAGGAGUGUGAGCAUGUGUCCAGUCACCUCCAUGAGUGGAUCGACCUGAUCUUUGGAUGCAAGCAGAGAGGAGAGGAGGCAGUGAAUGCUCUCAAUGUAUUCUACUACUGCACCUACGAGGGUAAGGCCAAAGUCAUAAUGUUUGACUUGAUUUAGCUGCUGCCAGUUCAUCUUAAAGUCCUCUUUGCUGCUCUUUAUGUCCUCAAACUCUAUUAAGCGUGGCUUUUGUGCAUCUUUAUUUCGACUCACUAACCCGUCUUGUUUCUCUGCAGGUGCAGUUGAUCUGGAUGCAAUCGUCAAUGAGACCGAGCGGAAGGCCCUGGAAGGGAUCAUCAGCAACUUUGGGCAGACGCCCUGUCAGCUCCUCAAGGUACAACCUCUAAAUCAAAUCCCGGCCUCUUCUUCUUCUUACUCGUAGGAGCCAUAAUUUUGCUUUGCUUAUCAGUUAUCCUGUGUUCAGUUACUUCUGUCUAGUUGCUAUUGGUUUCCCUGUGUUUGGGUCACAUGGGCACUGUGUUUAAGAGCCGGUAGUUUAUAUAAGGGGCGGUCUUACCUGCACUGGGGUGGAGAGGUGAGCCUAGGUAGCUGUAAUUUUUGUUGACCGUGCUUUAUGUUCUUUUUUUGCAUUGAUACACGUCGCAAGGUGUGCACGUAUUCUGUCUGAUAUGAGCAUGUAAUCAUUGUUUUUUUAGUUUGGACCAAGAAUUUUAAAGACAUAAAACUUUUACAUUGAGGGCCUUAAAGAGGUUACAAGCACAAAGUCACAGAUACCUUUGCUUGGCUAUUGUUUAACACGUUGUUCAUGUGCCACCAGGAACCUCAUCCUCCUCGCAUGUCGGCUGAGAACGCAACAAGGCGGCUGGCCCGUCUAGACACUUUGCCCCCAAAUAUCUUUGAGCAGCUCUCAAAACUCCGUCCAUUCGUUGAGGUGGGUUAAAAAAAAAUCACUUUCAAUUCCUGUUAUUUCAUCAUGGCUAUUUUGUUACAUCUCUGUGUUUGUGUGCGCCUCAGGUUGUAAGCGAUGGCCUCCCUCUGGUCCAGGCAGUGGUACCAAAGAACCAAAACCGCUCCUUCAUCAUCCAGGGCUCAGAUAUCCUGGUGUGUUUCCUCACAUACAAAACAUAGUCAUGAUGAAAAUCAAUCUUAAGUCAGAACAUUCUUAGAUUGUGGAAGUUUUUCCUCUCUCCAGGUGACCGUGAGCUCAAACGGGUUGAUAGGGACACAUAGCUGGCUGCCGUAUGACAAAAACAUCACCAACUACUUCACCUUCACCAAGGACCCCAACAUAACCAAUCCCAAGUGAGUCAGAAAACAUACAGAUGCAUGAUAACAUUUUAUAUAUGCCAAAAGAUGCAUAAAACUGUCCUGACAGUGUUCCUCUCUGAAGCUUCAAAUCUGUUGAACCACCUGAAUUUAGCUUGAAUGGAUUUUGUUGUAAACUGACCUUGACAUGGAUUGUGGAUCUCAUAAACAUGAAGUAAAACAGGAUUAGAACUGUUUGAAUGCUGGGUCUCUUCAUGUGCAGAUAAUAAAUCUCAGCACUGAGGCCACAUCUCGCCCUCACCUCUAGUUUCUGACUUGGCUUUUAUCUCCCCAACAGGACGCAACGUUUCCUGAGAGGACCUUUUGCUCAGGGGAUGGAGAUCAGUGCUAAGGUGCUGGUGGUGUCCAACGACGGACGGCUGCUGUUCAGUGGUGGACACUGGGACUGCAGUCUGCGAGUCACCCAGUUGGGAAAGGGCAAGUUAGUGGGCAGGAUCUGCAGACACAUUGGUGAGUUUUUUCUAUCAUAUUUCACUUGCAAAUAAAGUAUUUGUGUUCUGUGCAUCAGUAAAAUAUUGGUUUGCAUAUUUCUGUGUUACAUAAAGAUGUCGUUACCUGCUUGGCUCUGGAUCUCUGUGGCAUCUACCUCAUCUCUGGUUCAAGGGACACAUCCUGUAUUGUGUGGCAGGUUCUACAGCAGGUAAAUCCCUUCAACCUCUACUAGGCUCACCAACACAUUUGAAUGAAUUUCUUAAAGCUGCCAUUAAAGUUAUAACACCACUGAUCCUUCUUUUAUGCCACUCAGGGUGGCUUCUCCAGUGGCCUGUCUCCUCGGCCAGUUCAGGUUCUCUGUGGUCACGACCAAGAGGUCACAUGUGUGGCCAUCAGCACUGAACUGGACAUGGCUGUCUCAGGGUCGAAGGUGAGCUGGAAAGUGGACCACAUAUUUACAUAUACAGUACAUACAGUAUUUACAUAUUUUUUCAUGAUUGAAGUUUUUGUUACAAAAUAUUUCCUGGUUAUGAAACAGACUGAAAUGAAUACUAACGCAUCUUUAUGGCCUUAGAAAUGAAAACAAGACUAUCAGCGUAUAGACAAAUUAUUUCUAAAGUUAUUUUCUAAUGUCUAAAAUCACUUUAGAGUAGUUGUCAGUUUAAGUGGUGAAACAACAUUGCCAAAAUUGCCUUUUUUACACUCUUACAGACGUGACUUAAAGUGGGUGUUAAUUUAGCUGUUGGAAGAAAGACGAAUACGUUUUGUUUAAUUUAUUACUUAUGUGGCGUAGGUAUGGCUCAGUCAGUGGGACAGGGGCCCUAUCCACUGUGAGCAAUAGACGGCUAUUAGACGUCUAGUGUUUUUUAGAUCUAAUUUCAACUGUCUUGAUUCUGUAUAUUUUUAGACAGAAUUUAGAUGUUGCACUUUAACCCAUUAUUUGAUAACUAUUUAUUUUAAAAAGCAAUUGUGAGUUGCAUAACUGAUCUCCAAGAAGCCUGAUUUUAGACAGGUUGUCCAGGCUACAUUUAGAUGUCUAUUAGACCUCUUCUAGACCAAAAAUGCUCAGAGGGAUGUUUGAGCGACUUAGUUCUGGUCCCAGAAUGAUUUGUUGUGUGACUCCCCCGACUCUCUGUCCAUGUUUCCUUCUCCUCCUCCAUCUGUCCUGUCAGAUAAAGCUCAAUAAUCAAGCUUUGAUUUAUUUAAUUUCUAGAUUAAUUAAGCUGUUUAUACACCAAAGUGCAUUUGAAAAGAAAGAACAAAAGAAAUAUGCUUUGAAGCAAGUUUUGACAUUUCUGUAUUAGAGGCCUUUUUAUUUUUAUAUCUCUUUAAUUGUUUGAGUUCGGAAGUUUAGUGGUAGUGUACAAAACCGGGGUUAAACUAAAAACCCAGAAUGCUUUGAAAUAUUGCUUGAAAAUCCUCUGAGAAAACUGUGAUACAGUUUUUUUAGCAGAUCGAUUGUGAUUCCCAUCUACAGAAAACAACCACAGAACACGAACAUUUAAAGGUAGAAGACACAGAUGUUUUUGUCUUAUAGCCUGUGUCUGUUUUUGUCUGGGGAUUAAAACAAUAAAAUCAACCAAGGAAAACCUUUAGUUGUAGAUGACUCUUGUUUUGUUUUUCAUGUUUACCAGUAAAGUAUUGAAAUCAUCAUAAAAUCUGUGAUCACUGGCUGCAGCGUAGGGAGCUCUAGUCUACUUGAGCUGCUAAAAUGCUUGAAAAGUAGCAAAAAACAGCAAAUGAACAGCUAACUGAGCGUCCAUGCAGUUUCAAAAAGAAAACACAACUCACAAAAUACAGUCUUGUUGCAACGGUGACCUUCAUACUGACCCUCACUUGCUGUUUUCUGUUGCAGGACGGGACUGUGAUUGUGCACACUGUUCGACGAGGCCAGUUUCUGCGAACACUGCGGCCUCCAGGUGAAAGCUGUGUGCCUGCACAGAUCUCUGAGCUUCAGGUUGGCAUGGAGGGUCAUAUAGUGGUUCAGACCUCCAUGGAGGAACACAUCCACAGACAGGUACAUUCAGCACAGCGCAUAAAUAAACAGGAGAAAGGAAAGAAGCCCAAACAAGUUUCACAGCAUGUUUUCUAAGCACCCAAUUUCUGCUUCAUCUUUCAGGGAAAGUAUUCCAUUCAUGUUUACUCUGUGAACGGCAGUCUGCUGUCCUCUUCCACCCUGGAGGAGCAGGUGACCGCUCUCCACUUGGUGUCUGAGUACAUCAUCCUGGGAACAAUCGAGGGCAACCUCCACAUUCGAGAUUUAUACAGGUAGAGAAGCAAAGAAAAGACAAAGCUGAAAAGUUCCAGUCAGUUUGCAAAAUGAAUUCAGAGUUGUGUUUGUAAAUGUGUUUCUCUUAGUUUAACGUCUUCUUUUUGACAGCCUGGACGCUCCAGUACUGCCUCUGGCCUUAAAGGUUCCUGUUCGGUGUGUAUCUGUCACCAAAGAGUUCAGCCAUAUCCUGGUGGGACUGGAGGAUGGGAAGUUAAUAGUGGUGGGGGCAGGGAAGCCAGAGGAGGUGAGAACCAGGAGAUACAGCGCUUGUAAGAUGUGGGAGUGUGGCUGUGUUGCAUGUUUGUAUGUGUGAAAAGGAGGAGGGGAGGUGGGUAAUCAUAUGCUAAGUACUUGUUGCAAACCAGGUUUUUUAAAUGAUAAUUGAGAGACUUAAGUCUAACAUCUCUGUUUUAGCCCUUGAGGUGAAGAUUAACAUGUCCUCUCUCUUGUUCUCAGGUCCACUCAGGACAAUUCCCACGCCGCCUCUUCAGCACACGCCGCAUCUCUCAGGUGUCUGCAGGUGAAACAGAAUACAAUCCCCCUGAGAAUGCUGGGAAAUAGGAUGAGUAAUGGCUGAAGACCUUUGAGGACUCAUACCUGCACCACUGAGAUGCUCACUCGACUAAACGUGGCCUUCCUUCCUUCCUUGACAUGCUGAGAGACAAACUGUCCGCCUCAGUCACUGAUCUCUCUGAGAGAGAAACUAUACACUUAGCACUUUCUUUAUUCCUUAAUGAUUUGAUAUUUUAUUGUGUAUUUCAAAUAUAGCUGUGUAAUGUUUUUAAUCAGCAUCAUUCCAAAGAGUGACCUUAUUUAGCGGAAGGAGGUGGAGCUCGGUGUUUGAGGUUGUGAACUGAAGCGGUGAGUCAUAUUUCAGGGAUGUGACUCACGCUACACUUAGAAAAGAGUAACUUCUGUGAACUCUGCGGACUCUGUUUCUUCUCUCGCCAGAGGAACAGCUGUGAUCCCUGCGCUGUUGAAUGUCCCAAAGCCAUUGAUUGGCGAUGGCACCUUCUUAAAAAAAACUCCUGGACACUUGAAAACUAUUGUAAAUGUUGAUUGAGAUUUCUAUAGAGCAAUACUGUUAAAUACCACAAGAGGGUUGACUUUGUAAAGAAAGACACCAGGGGUAAACUGAUCACUAGUGAACCGAUGUAUAACCUAUUCACUGAUCCUGUCACCAGAAGUGCACCACAAUAUAUAACUCUGCUAUCCUUUCAGCUCUAAGCAAUGUAAACUCUUUACAGUUACAGAAAUGAUUGCUUUGAUCGUUCAGUGUGAGAUAUAUAAUGACUUUUUUUUCAUGAUCGUGGAGCUUGAAUAUAUUGAAACUCACAAGAAGAGCCUGAAGAUGCCUUACACACACACAGAGGAUAAAAGGCCUUUACAAAUGUGUCUGCACACACUGUUUAUCACAUGACUAUAUCCCUGUUUCAUUUGAUCAGAAAGUGCCUUUUUCAGCUUGUGUCUUUGAGCCAUGUAUAAACACUGAAUUUCAAUCAUUUAUUUCCAUGUUAGAUCACCGUGUGUCAAGUUUUAACCGAUUUUAAACACACCUUACUGCUCUAACACGACUCGGAGGUGGAUAAAAUGUCGUGAAUAAACUCAGUAAAAUUGUCGGCUGGAUGCACAUAA